Messenger RNA from Xenia sp. Carnegie-2017, 5979 nucleotides. RefSeq names its product nuclear pore complex protein Nup98-Nup96-like. Gene Ontology annotation, cellular component: nuclear pore cytoplasmic filaments; nuclear pore. The record is from RefSeq and is a predicted model, not a curated record. Lineage: Eukaryota; Metazoa; Cnidaria; Anthozoa; Malacalcyonacea; Xeniidae. Gene Ontology annotation, biological process: post-transcriptional tethering of RNA polymerase II gene DNA at nuclear periphery; protein import into nucleus; RNA export from nucleus. Gene Ontology annotation, molecular function: structural constituent of nuclear pore. The transcript has 39 exons. The coding region runs from base 238 to 5694 and encodes 1818 amino acids.
GUGGUAAUCAACUUGGUUUCGUUUUAAAAUCAUACGUUGCAAAAUUGCUAAAACAUAUAACUCCUGUGGUGCUGCAUUCUAUAAAUUUUCUGCUUAAAGGAGUUUUGUUUUUAUUUUGUGUUAAGCCAUGUUAUUGUUUGAUUUGUUUCGAAAUUGGGACAUACUUAAUACUUGAAAUUUCAAAUUUAUGAACGAACUUUGCAAACAAUUAUUAAAAUUUUGAACAUUUAAAACAUCAUGUUUGGCUCUACACCAUUUGGAUCAUCGGCGUUUGGAUCAAAUACUAGUGCAUUUGGCAAUACAUCUGGAUCAACAUUUGGAAGCUCAGGUUUUGGAAGUGGUGGAAGUCUUUUUGGGGCAAAAACCACUGCAACAACUGGAUUUGGAACAGUAGCGCCAUCUCAAACGGGCUCUAGUAUUUUUGGGAAUAAUACCACUGGGUCAACUGGUCUUUUUGGUGCUGGUACGAAUCAGGCAAAAAGUGGAUUUGGUGGAUUUGGUACAAAUACCUCUACUGGAGGGUUAUUUGGUAACACUGGCUCAUCAGGUACUGGAUUGUUCUCAGGCAGUACAAAUGCUUUUGGAAGUGCCAAUAAGUCAAUCUUUGGAGGAUCAACAAAUAAUACAGGCUCACUGUUUGGAUCAUCUACUACUACCAACAGUGGGACUAGUUUGUUUGGUGCAAAACCUCAAGGAACAGGAAGUUUGUUUGGCUUAUCAAAUUCUAAUACAGGUGGAUUGUUUGGAAACACAGCAGCAGGCGGUCAAAAUGCUGCGGGAACUCCAACCAAAUUUAAUGCCCAGAAAAGUACUGACACAAUGGUGAAAAGUGGUGUUCAGACCAGUAUAAGCACACGACAUCAAUGCAUCACUUUAAUGAAAGAAUAUGACGAAAAAAGUCUUGAGGAGCUACGCAUGGAGGAUUAUCAACUUGGAAGAAAAGGUCCGCAAGCUUCAGGUACUACUGCUCCUGCAACAGGAAUGUUUGGAAAUUCCACAUUUGGUACAUCAAGUGGUACAACAACAUUUGGAUCAGGAGGAUUUGGAUCUAGUACUGGUACUGGUCUAUUUGGCCAGACACAACAAUCAAGUAACAUCUUUGGAGCCAAAACAACAGCAAGCUUAUUUGGAAAUUCUACAUCAACUUUUGGAGCUUCGUCUGCUUUUAGUAACACAUCUGGUGGCUCACUUUUUGGUAAUAAAACAGGGGGACUAUUUGGUUCAACAACUACAACUCAAUCAACUGGUGUAUUUGGAGCAACACCUGCAUUUGGUAGUGCUUCGUCGGGUGGUGGUUUAUUUGGAAACUCGACGUUUGGGCAGAACACUCAGGCUAGUGCAUUUGGUUCAUCUUCUCAAUCUGGUGGUUUGUUUGGUAAACCAGCUUUUGGUGCCACAAAUUCGUCAGGAACUGGAUUGUUUGGCGCAGCAAAUUUUGGGCAAACCACACAGUCGUCACUGUUCAGUGCUAAACCUACAGGAGGCGCAUUUGGUACGGCAAAUACUGGAGGUUUGUUUGGUGGUCCUAAUAAACCGACCUUUGGAACGACGUUUGGCACUGGUACUGCCGCUGCUAAUCCAUUUGGUGGGACAACUGGCACUGGAUUAUUUGGGAACUCUUCGCUGGGUUUUGGCAAUGCCGGCUCAUCUCUUGGUCAGCCAUCAAUGUUGGGGGGUGCCUUCGGACAAACAACUUUAGGUGCCGCUGGAACUGGAACACUUGGCUUUGGUCAGAAUAAUUUAGCUGCGUUGCAACAACAACAGCAACUUCAACAACAGUUGCAACAACAAGUACUGGCAUUGAGUAGCUCUCCGUUUGGUGAUUCGCCACUUUUUAGGAAUCUUACCAGUCGUACAAAGCCAGAAAAACCUUUGUCUUUGCCAUCACAGGCAAAGCCACGAGGAUCCAGUGCGCCAUCGCAAUACAAGGUAUCUCCAAGGCCUUCAGCGAGAAUAAAGCCGAGAGCAAUUGGGAAAUUGAAUUUUUCACAGGCUCGCUUAUUUGAUGGUCUGGAUGAUGAAAUCGAGUAUACAGGCGAAACAUUUGUACCCAGAAGAAGUGUUAAGAAACUUGUAUUGAAUAGUAAAUCACAGACUAGAAGCAUUGCCGGUGAAUUGUCUGAGUACACGCAGUCGAAAGAAAACGGUCGCAAUGCCGUGCAAGAAACACUCAACAACACGCAAACUGAACAUCUCAGAAAAAGUUUUAUUCCCCCAAAAAACGCGAAGAAUGCUACAAGUGGUGUAGAGAACUCGUCACGAAAUGAAGAGGAGGAAGAGAUUGAGGAACAGGGACCGGAACCAAGAGAGAAUGGUACCAGUUUUAAGGAAACACACAAUACAAAAGGAAGUGGUGUGAAACUUAAAAGGGCAGAAUACUACUGCAUUCCAUCUGUCGCUGAGUUGGACGAUAUGGUUGAUGAAAAUGGUGAUGUGAUGGUUGAGGAUUUCGUUGUUGGACGUGAGGAAUUUGGAAUGGUAAAAUUCUUUGGAAGGUUUAAUGUUGCUGGCUUUAAUUUAGAUGAAAUAGUGAGCUUUCGUCGACGUGAAAUUGAAGUUUAUCCUGACACCUAUCCUGAUAAGCCCCCAGUUGGAGAAGGUCUCAACAGGAAAUCUGAAGUGACAUUGUUAAAAGUUUGGCCAAAUGACAAGACUACGCGUUCGCCAAUAAAGAACGUAGACCGUCUCCGUAAAGUUGGAUGGCUUGAGAAAUUGGAAACAGCAACAGAACGACUUGGUGCAACUUUUGUUGAUUAUCAAAGCGAGACGGGGACAUGGAUAUUUACUGUCGAUCACUUCACGCGGUAUGGUCUAAAGGAAGUUCAAAUAGACGUAGAAAAUGGAAAUACGCGUCCUUCUUUGCGUUCAUUGCACGAGGAGAAAGCUGCUGAGAUGAUUGUAAAAAUGCAACAGGAAAAAGAUGCCAAAAUUAGGAAAACAUUGAAAGAAAAUAACAACAAUAUUUCAUUCCUUGAAGGUGAAGGCGACAGUCAAAUGAGUGACAUUAGUCAGGAGAUUUUUCCAGAAUUUCAAGAACCAUUAGACCAUGAUGUAAAUACCGCUUCACCGGCUUCACAUCACUUGGCAACUGCGAUGGGCGUGAAAUCACAUCGUAUGCAAGUGAUGAAAGCGUCAUUUUUUGGAGAAAGCAAAGAAACACGACAAUACAUCGACAACAAUCACAUAAAACAAGAUGAACUUACUCUUGGAAAUAAAUCCGUAAUGAAUGGGUCAGGUUUUGAUGAAAUAUCCGUUGGUGAACGUCUUGUUUACUCCUCUCCUCCUUUUCUUUCCUUUCCUCCUUUCACUCUACCCUCUCCUUCCUUUGAUUCUAUCCUCUCCUUCCUUUCACUCUACCCUUUCCUUCCUUUGAUUCUACCCUCUCCUCUCUUUACUAUACCCUCUCCUCCCUUUCACUCUACCCUAUCCUCCAUUUUAGAAUAUGAAAAUGAACGCAACAACAACUCACAAUGGUAUAGUCUUCCCCAACCCAUUUUGUUACCCAGUGCUAUUGGAAGUCCGUCUGAAAUGGCCUUAAAAGCAGCAGGUCUAAAAACUCAACCGGGGAUUGUACCACUUUCGAAUUCCAUCACCGCUGGCAAGCAUAAUUUGUUUGCUGACGCAGGUCUCACUAUGGGAAGAUCGUUUCGGGUAGGAUGGGGACCUGGAUGGACAUUGGUGUAUCCAUCUAGACUGGCAGAAGUCAGUUCAAACCCCAAAAACAAAUUUGCCAGCCGUGAGAUCGUCAAAGGUAGCCCUCUUAUAGCAACGUCUGCUAAAGCUACACAGUCCAGUUCGUUUGCUAUCAGUUGUGCUAAGGUCAACGUUAGUCCAACGAUAAAACACAACUCUGACGUAUGCCAGAAUCAGUUAAUCGAGCGACUUAAAGUAAGUCUUGCCAACAUUGUUCGUCAUGAAGAUGACUACUCAACCUACUUAAGUCCCAGUGAAGGUGUAUCAGCGCUUCAUCAAUAUGCUGACGUUGCUGAAAAAAGUAAAGAGUUAUUAGAUUCUACUAACCAUCAAGAAUCUGCCAUCAAUUUCUCUUUGGUGAUGGACUUAGCUAUUGCACUUUGGGGUAAUUUAUCUGCGUUGUCUAUUGAAUCAAUGGAUACAGAAUCUUCACUUCUGGAUGGAUAUGACGAAGCAAUUGCUCGAAAAGAAGCUCUCUCUCAUUGGUUGACCAAAACAUCAAAGAGAAAAAUCAAUGAGGAAAUUGAGAACAUCAAAAGCAAGGACAACAAUCAUCUUCGCAUCAUCUUCUCAUUAUUGACUGGAAAACAGAUCAGUGCUGCAUGUCGCGUGGCACAAUCCAAUGGCGACUCCAGGCUAUCGCUAUUAAUGGCUCAGGCAUCGGGAAAUAUUAUUGUAAGACAGUGGUUAUUAAAGCAGCUCGAUGAUUGGCUGGAACACAAGGUUGAUAAGUUCAUCACUUCGGAUAGAUUGAAGAUAUAUGCUUUAUUGUCUGGUGAAUUGGCGUGGCGUGAUAUCGAUGUUUGCCAAGAUUUGGACUGGAAGAGAGCGUUUGCCUUACACUUGUGGUAUCAACGUCCCUGUAGUGGGCUCAUAACCGAUGCCUUGAACGCUUACGAGAACUCAUACAAAGGCAGGACAAGUUCUGGCAUUUACGCUGUUGAACCGUGCCCAUCUUACAUUGAGAAAACUGAUAACACUGAGAAAGUUUAUGGAGAAGAGAAUGAGUUUGAAAAUCCACCUCGGGAUACUUGUUAUCAUCUUAUCAAACUAUAUUGUAAGCCAUCACAUAGACUUGAAAAAACUUUAGCUCCUGCAUCUUAUACAAGAUAUCAACUUGACGUUAGCCUCAGCUGGCACUUACAUCAAGUACUUCAAGCUAUUGGCUUUAAGCAUUUACCCGAAAUUCAUUCUGGUCAUCUCAAUACUAGUUACGCCGCUCAGCUAGAGGCAAUGGGUCUUUGGCAUUGGGCAAUAUUUGUUUUGAUGCAUAUUCAAGAUCCCCAAAGACGUCACGCUGCAGUCCACAACGUAUUGGUUCGUUAUUGUGUACUGGCUGGUGAUGCUGAUUAUUGCGAUAAAGAAGCAUUUUUACUAAAUGAUUUGGCUGUACCUCUUCCUUGGAUCCAUUUUGCAAAGGUUAUUCGAUCAAGAAUGAAAAAUCAACCGCAAGACGAAGCAUAUCAUCUUGUGAAGUCUGGUUGCUUUGAUCUUGCUCACGGUGUCAUAUUGAAUCGUUUGGCAUCUUUAGCUAUUAUUAAUGAGGAAUAUCAAUCAAUAAAGGAAUUGCUUGUUGAAAUUGCACCCCGCGAAAAUUCGUCUCAAGUGAACCACUGGAAUACCGGUGGUCAGAUUUAUCUGGAUUAUAUCAAGAUAUGGGAAGCAUUUAACGAUAUAAAGAAUGGUUUGCUUGUACCGAGUACAUAUAAACUCGAGAAAAUGCAAAUUGAAGUAUCUUCGCUUUGUCAUCGUAUAAAUCAGCUACCCUGUAAGACUGCCACUGAUAGAUUGUGUCAAUGUGAAAUGGGAACGAUGUGUGCCAACUUUCUCAAGAUAAUCGCUAAGGAAUUGGUGAUGCAAACAGAUGAAGGUGAGUCAUAUUAUGUACAGUCCAGUGUACUUGCACCUCAUAUCGAAAAAUUGCCACUUCCCGAGGAUUGUUGUCUCACUGAACUGCGAGAACUUACGAACAGUUACGUUGAUGAACUUGCUCGACUUUAAGACCUUCAACAUCGCAUGUGUUGUUGUCAACUAAUCACCUUGUCCAUGAAACCUCGGGCUACAAUGCCAUGACCAGAUCUGUAAUAAGUCAAUGACUUCGGUCAACUAACUGUAUUUAAGCAGAUUACGAUACCCAAAGGAGUAGACAUGAACAUAUAAAAGUGGAUUCAGUAUAUUUAGUAUCAUGAUUUCAUUCAAGAUUGUACUUAUGUCUUGGUGUGUAGAGUGUAUUACUUCCAAAAUAGUUUUUAAAAUACAUACGAAAUAAAAAAUUGUCAAUAUCAA